GCGUGUCCUUUCGCUUACUUUAAUUUUUAGCUACCUCUCGUGAAAUUAUCUACAUUAUUUCUUUACUUUAUUGUGAAAAGGGAGAUAAUUCAACAUGUGGGACCACGAAAUCAGAGCUAUGGUGUCGACCCACGCUCUUAUCGCCGCUUCAAUGUUCAUGGCCACAGUGCUACCUGCAGUUUUCGUAGAGGGCUUCUCGGUGUACAGGACUCACCUGUUGUGGCUGUACUGCGCUUCUGGUGCUGUGAAUGUUGUCAGUGUGGUUGUCUUCUGGCUUCUCGGCGUAACACCGUCCACUAAAAAGCACACGCUUGGAUAUAAGCUUUCCAGGCUGUUUCGUUCCUGUCUGUACUUUUUCUUGUCAUGUCUGUUCUUCCACACUGUGGUUGUCCUUUAUGGAGCCCCACUGAUUGAUUCUGCUCUAGAAACAUUUUCUCUCGCUGUGCUGCUGACCUCACUGACCACAAUGAGGUGUCUCUGUGUUCUUGGCCCAAACGUCCAGGCCUGGAUUAGAGUGUUCAGUCGCCAUGGAGCCAUGUCGGUAUGGGACACCUGUCUGCAGAUUACAGUGGCUUGUACUCUAAUAGGGGCCUGGAUGGGAGCGUUCCCCAUACCUCUGGACUGGGACAGGCCCUGGCAGGUUUGGCCUGUUUCCUGCAGCCUGGGAGCCACGAUCGGCUACCUAACCGGACUGGUUGCCGCUCCCGCUUGGAUCCACUACCACCGCAAACACCUCACAUACAAGUGCAAGUGAUGAGCGGACGACUGUGUCCUGUUUGAGGGUCCAACCGGCGCUUGAACUUUUAAAAAUUAUUUAUCUGGCUACUGUUUGAAGCCGGUAGAGGAUGUUUUUGUAAUAGUUUUUGUAUGCACGAAGGGGACAAAUGUUUGGACAUAAAUAAAACAUUAACUAUCAGUCGCUGA
This is a messenger RNA of Oryzias melastigma (Indian medaka), 924 nucleotides long. It is a transcript of the gene pigf, whose product is annotated as phosphatidylinositol glycan anchor biosynthesis, class F. The transcript has 5 exons. Gene Ontology annotation, cellular component: endoplasmic reticulum membrane. The coding region runs from base 95 to 754 and encodes 219 amino acids. Gene Ontology annotation, biological process: GPI anchor biosynthetic process. NCBI's taxonomy places the organism in Eukaryota, Metazoa, Chordata, Actinopteri, Beloniformes, Adrianichthyidae. The record is from RefSeq and is a predicted model, not a curated record.